GCCCUCGAUCGACGUGCCCGUGAACACAAAGUUUUCAUUCAUAGCGCACUAAAUUGAAACAACAAACACGUACGCAGCCCACAGGUGUGCAUGUGUGUGUGAGUGUGUGUGAGUGUGUGAUUGAGUAUAAGUACUCACAGGGCAAACACUCCGAGCGGGUCUCUCAACCGUUAGCUAAUCCUCUGAUUCGCUUGAAAUUCUCAGCGUUUUCACUUUUCUGUCUCAACUCUCACUUUAUAAUUACACACACACACACACGCACACAUACACACAUGCACUCGCUGCUCGGCUACUUAUUACAUUUUGGCCAAAAUGGUUAUCGACUCGAAUGCCGGCAUUCAGUUUCUCCGACAUUUUUAAACAAUGCAGUUCGAGCCGCUGUAAUUCGCCCAACAAUUCGCAAUUUAAUUGAAGAAUUUAGUUCAACAUGAGAUACUCGCUUCUACUAUUGCCAUAUCUAUUCUUAGUCAGCAGCUGUGGCGGCGCCUCGAUCUUGGAUUUCGUCACACAAUCCGCCCCACAAUCGGAUAAUCCGACAACAACUGCAGUUCCGGCGACAACACAGCCAGGUACGAAUCGUGAUAUAACCAUUGGACCCUGCAAAUGGGCCAUAGGACGACGCUGUCCAGAUCCAGAUGUCAAAUAUUACAUUUACACGCGUCACAAUGUCAUGGAUCGUCAAGCAAUUCACAUUGAUGAGUCAGCGGAGAAGUCGAAUCUCACCAACUCCUUUUUCAAUCCCAGACAUCCCACUAAGAUACUCAUACAUGGUUACAACUCCGAUAUGUUCCUAAAUCCGCUUCAAAGUAUGCGAGAUGAAUACCUGGCCAAAUCGGACUAUAAUGUGUUGUAUGUGGACUGGAGCGUGUUGUCGCCGGGUCCUUGCUACGUUAGCGCUGUGCACAACACGCGGCAAGCGGGCGCCUGCACGGCGCAACUGGUGGAGCGUCUGGUGGAGACGGGCAACACGGAUAUACACAUCAUCGGUUUCUCGCUGGGCGCUCAGGUGCCCAACUAUAUAGCGCGCAAUUUGAAAUCGUAUAAGCUGCCCCGCAUCACUGGACUGGAUCCGGCGAUGCCAUUAUUUAUUACUGCCGGGGUGAAUGAUAAACUGGAUCCCAGUGAUGCGGACUUCGUCGAUAUUAUUCACACCAAUGCGCUGGUGCAGGGCAAACUGGAGCGAUGCGGUCAUGCGGAUUUCUAUAUGAACGGCGGCAUUUCACAGCCUGGCUGCAGUGGACAAAUGUGGAUGAAUUCAUUUGCGUGUAGUCAUCAGCGGGCGACGGCUUACUAUCUGGAGUCCAUACGCUCACCUAAAGGUUUCUGGGGCUGGGCAUGCAGUGGCUACAUUGCCUACCUGCUGGGCAUGUGUCCGCCGACAAACUAUCUGCUCGAGGCUGGCGAAAACAUACGUCCCGGUACGCGUGGCAUGUUCAUGAUCGACACAAAUGACACCUCACCUUAUGCGCUGGGCAAGUGGACGGAUUUGCCAACGCUGGGCGUGAAGCAUCUACGCAUUCCACAACGGCCACUGAUGAAGCCCACACAAAGCGUUGAUCCGCUGCUGCAGCACAUCGAUCAGUUUGGAAAGCUGGCGACCAACUUUAACAAUUUGCCACCAGCACCGUUUGCUGGAAUCCAGGAUCCUUAUGAGCAAUGGACAAGUUACAGUCCGCCACAGUAUGCGGACAGCGAGAGCGAUGACUCUGUGGAGGAGCAAACUCCGGAUUCGGAGGACUUUGUCGACAUGGAUGAUCGUCAAUUAAAUAAGCCACUGAACUGGUGGGACUAUCGACGCAAUCUCACACUUGGCUAUAUAGACAAUUACAUAUUCAGCACGCCAAAGGUGAAUUAGUCGUAUUAAUCCUGGCAGUCCUUGCUAAACUCCCUUCCUUGCCCCCAAGUCACAUUUAACAUUAUUAUAUGUAAGUAUUGAAGGCCCGCUUUCAAGUACGCUUCUUGAAUAUCUGGCGAAUUUUAAAUAAAAGUUCUGCAAUUUGAGGAUCUA
Molecule: messenger RNA, 2008 nt
Organism: Drosophila grimshawi
Lineage: Eukaryota; Metazoa; Arthropoda; Insecta; Diptera; Drosophilidae
Product: phospholipase A1 member A
Exons: 4
Coding region: 428-1855 (475 amino acids)
Biological process (GO): lipid metabolic process
Molecular function (GO): lipase activity
Source: RefSeq, a predicted model, not a curated record